AUGCACCUUCCACCGUUACCCAAGAACCAAAAGCCACGUACCGCAAGAUGCGGAACAGAUAGUGUAGUUCAGAUAGAUGAUAGUACACUACUGAGCAUGUUCCGCACCCGGCGGCGGCGGAUGGAGACAGCUUCGAAUAUUUCCAAGUCGAUGGUCAAGAGGAUAAACAACCUAUCUGAAGCUGUUUACGAGAGUAGUAUGACAACAAUGUUGCUAGAAGACCUAAACACACUGGUGGAAACCUCGGGAGCUAAUGGUGGGGAGAAGGUGGUCAUUUCUGAUGAUCCCGUUAUGUCCCUGGGUGCUGGACCCUUUUCUGUUUCACUGGAAAGUGCGCUCGAACACGAAACGAUUCAGAAGCUUAGAACUCUUACUGUGAUGCGAGCUGAGCAGAGAAAGGCAGCCGAGUUGAACACCAAACCACAUUUUCAACUGAAAGAGUCAGUAUUGGAGACGCCGCAACCACCAAUUAAGUUCUCAUCGACAUCUCUGACAUUUGUGCUGGAAAUUGUAUCUCAAAGCGCUUUUAAGAUUCUUGACGCGACUGACAGUGUAAUGCUCAAACUGUCCAUGUUGGCUCGCAAGGCGGGAUCGCCUAUAGUAGACGAAAUGAAAGUAAUUUCGGUGCAUUCGCAGCACCUCUCCCGGUGCCACGCUGCUGCCCUGAGCCAUCUCAAGCAGUAUGAGGCAUGUGAGAAGUGCCUAAACAAGGCUACAGCGUAUGAACUGGGAAAUGCACGAGAGCAGUUGAUUGAACAGAAGGAGGUGCUCACUGCGCAGGAGAAGCGACAGAAGGUUGCUGAGGACCAACUACAGGCCUUAAGGACACGACUUGCUUCGUAUGAAGCGCAGUGCCGCCUUUGGUCUUCCUUUCUCUACGAGAGACAGCACCCGGCAUGUACAGGAGGUUUCCCGAUAUCCCUGGAGACAGAGAGCGCAUCGCCCUUAACAUCUAAAGCGGCGUCACUGCGUGCCCCUCAGGCGUCUCUACACUCAACUGAUCCGUUACUGCGGACCACAAGUGGUUUGAGGAGAGGAAGCAGCACGUACCAAAUGAACUUGCACACGAUGCGGCCACAUACCCCCUUAACAAUGGGAUCCGUGUCGUCGUCUCUGCCGUCUUCUCACGAGGAGAUAAACCCCCGUGUUGAUUCUGUUGAAAUGCGAGUCGCGCAGUUUUGGUGCAACCCCUACCUCUUGAAGGCGAAGCAAUGCCGCAAUUGGCGUCGAUCUGGUGCGCAUUCGGUGGCUGACAGUCCGCCCUUAACCGAAAGUAUUUUCCAGGCUUCCAUUUCUCGUUCUCGCCUAGCGUCGCGAGUUGAGUCAUCGGUGGGGCCUGUGGACAGUGCUCAUAUGUCUCGAGGAGACAUACAUGCGGGUGGAAGUACCGAUUUGAGUGAUACGAACACGGCAGAUACGCGUCUUACUGUGCUGUUGCGGGGAUUACUUCGUGGGAUUGUACGACUUCGCCGGCGUCCCACAAAUGAAGGUGGGUCUACUGGCGGAGGUAGAGAGGAAUCCGAGGAGGUGCGUUUAGAGGGUACCCCAACAUCCGAUAGCAAUGCCCCACGGGGGAAUGCAACUACGGAGGAGGGGAGCACGAGUGAGAGCAGCCCAAGGGGAAGUUUGCAUGAAAGAGGUGUUGGAGAGGGAAGCCCAUGGGCAGAGUUGAGCGGUUCUGAAGGGGGGAACACAAGCAUCGGUGAAUGCUCGGCGGGACCGGGCGGUGCCGUGAAUACUGCUGGAGGAACUCCUGAAAGAGGCACAGGAACCUUAAUGAGCGAAGGCUCGGGGGAGGCGGAUGCCUUGUUGGCAAGUGUCAGAAAACUCAUCUCUUUUCUUGAAGGGAGGGUGUCUUUGUCAUGA
Molecule: messenger RNA, 1866 nt
Organism: Trypanosoma brucei brucei TREU927
Lineage: Eukaryota; Euglenozoa; Kinetoplastea; Trypanosomatida; Trypanosomatidae
Exons: 1
Coding region: 1-1866 (621 amino acids)
Source: RefSeq, a predicted model, not a curated record